AUGGGCCCCAGCCGGCUCGAAGACGAGGAGCUGUCCAUCUCGCUGCCACGUAAUCAGAGCCGCCGGUCGCACGCCGCGCUCGCCGCGGCUGGUCAGGGUGGACACGCCGCACCGCCCACCAUCAACGUCGUCGACCAUGGCGCAUCAUCAGCACAAGGGGGCGCCGCGGAGGCGGCGGGUGCUGGUGCCGGCACGGGCUCUGGCAAGAGCAAGGGCAAGUCCGGCUCGCACCAUCUGCCCGACCGCAUCAAGUCGACCGAUGCACGGCUCGACCAGUACAACGUCGUGCGCACGCUGGGCGAGGGCUCGUUCGGCAAGGUCAAGCUGGCCAUCCACAAGUCCACGGGCCAGAAGGUGGCCCUCAAGAUCAUUUCUCGCAAGAAGCUCAUCAGCCGCGACAUGACGGGCCGCGUGGAGCGCGAGAUUGAGUUUCUGCAGCUGCUGCGGCAUCCCCACAUUAUCAAGCUGUACACCGUUAUUAAGGAUUCCAACGACAUCAUCAUGGUGUUGGAGUACGCCGGCAGCGAGCUGUUCGACUACAUUGUGAAGAAGGGCCGCAUGGCCGAGCCCGAGGCGCGCCGCUUCUUCCAGCAGAUGCUGUGUGCUGUCGAGUACUGCCACCGCUACCGUGUGGUGCACCGUGAUCUCAAGCCCGAGAAUCUGCUGCUCGACGACAAGCUCAACGUCAAGAUUGCCGAUUUCGGCCUCAGCAACAUUAUGACCGACGGCAACUUUUUGAAGACGAGCUGCGGCAGCCCCAACUAUGCCGCUCCCGAGGUCAUCAACGGCAAGCUGUACGCCGGCCCCGAGGUGGACGUCUGGAGCUGCGGUGUCAUCUUGUAUGUGCUGCUCGUCGGACGCCUGCCCUUUGACGACGACCACAUCCCCAGCCUGUUCGCCAAGAUCGCCAAGGGCGCAUACAUCCUGCCGUCAUGGAUGAGCGCCGGCGCCGCUACGUUGAUCAAGAAGAUGCUCGUUGUCAACCCCGUGCAGCGGGCCACCAUUGACGAGAUCCGCCAGGACCCGUGGUUCUUGGUGGACCUGCCCGACUACCUGCGCCCGCCCGCCCAGCCUUUCUUCAACACGGGCAUCGACCCAGAAAAGUCCAUUAAGACGAGCGACAUUGCGCCCAACGCGUCCACCAAGGUACAAGAGAAACUGCACAACGAAGUCACGGACAAGAUUUCCAAGACCAUGGGCUACGGCAAGAAGGACGUACAAGAAGCCCUUGAGGCCGACGAGCCUUCGGCCAUCAAGGACGCCUACAUGAUUGUUCGCGAGAACAAGUUGAUGCAGAUCAACCCCAAUUUUGGUGCCGACAACCCGUACUUUGCGACAUCGCCAACAUCGGGCAGCAGUUCCGGGUCCAACUCCAUUGCAGCCGUGGUGUCCGGCAGCGGCGAGCUCGACCCGGGCUCCAGCCCGCUCGGCAUGUCCUCCGGCCGCUCGAUCGGCUCCAACAGCACCGGCAACUCGCCACGGCCGCACGUAUCAAAAGUGGGCGUGCUGCCGAGCAGCUUGCCUGCCUACCACAAGGACUACAUGGCUGGUAACAUCAACGCCGAUGUGGUUCCUGCACCCAACGACGCGCCGCCUGCGCCCGCGCGCACGCUGGCCGAGCAAGAGGAAACGGCCCGCCGGCUGCGGCCCCACUCGCGCAGCCAGAUCCGGCUCGACGAGUCUAGCAAACGCCCGCAGGGCAUGACACCCGUCAACCCGCCCAAAAAGUCCAAACCCGUGCGGUGGCAGUUUGGUAUCCGCUCACGCAACGUCGCCUGGGACGCCCUGCUGUGCAUCUACAAGGCGUUAAAUCGUCUAGGCUGCAGCUGGGUCGUUGACGAGGACUUUGACAAGUACAACGACGACGAGGGAGGCACAAGGGGCGGCGACGACAGCUACGACGACGGCUACGGCGGUUCUCUGCGACGCGGCAGCCGCGAUGACGUCACCAAGAAAUACCGCCUGCCCGCCGACCCGUGGCACAUCCAGGUGCGCUGGACGACCGAGGGCAUCCGCCAGUCCGCCGUCAAAAACAACGCCGCAAGCGCCGAGGACGUUGCCGCGGACAAGACGAUGGUUCACAAGACGGACGACGACAGCCAAUACCAGGUCGUGGCCGUGCGCCUCGACAUCCAGAUCUAUGCUAUGGAGCCGUCUGUGUACCUGGUCGAUUUCAAGUGCAACGGAUACGAGACUGCCGAGGGCUUUACCCUCGAGGAGAAGGAAGUGUCGAGCGCGUUCCCCUUCUUGGACCUGGUGGCGAAGCUCAUUCUGAUGUUGGCAGACGGCGAAUAG
This is a messenger RNA of Sporothrix schenckii 1099-18, 2295 nucleotides long. Its product is annotated as carbon catabolite-derepressing protein kinase. The transcript has 3 exons. Gene Ontology annotation, biological process: intracellular signal transduction; protein phosphorylation. Gene Ontology annotation, molecular function: protein serine/threonine kinase activity; ATP binding. Lineage: Eukaryota; Fungi; Ascomycota; Sordariomycetes; Ophiostomatales; Ophiostomataceae. The record is from RefSeq and is a predicted model, not a curated record. The coding region runs from base 1 to 2295 and encodes 764 amino acids. Gene Ontology annotation, cellular component: cytoplasm.